Podarcis muralis (Common wall lizard) is the source of this 5497-nucleotide messenger RNA. It is a transcript of the gene SLC38A9, whose product is annotated as solute carrier family 38 member 9. Gene Ontology annotation, cellular component: lysosomal membrane. The record is from RefSeq and is a predicted model, not a curated record. Gene Ontology annotation, biological process: amino acid transmembrane transport. NCBI's taxonomy places the organism in Eukaryota, Metazoa, Chordata, Lepidosauria, Squamata, Lacertidae. Gene Ontology annotation, molecular function: L-amino acid transmembrane transporter activity.
AGCUCUAUGGGCGCAGAGUGGGAGCCGCUCUAUGUCGACAUCUCUAUGGUGGAUCCCAUGCUUCGGAUCCCGUUCGUUUGGAUGGCGGAUGUGCCGAUGGAGGACUGAGGGAGUCCGCUCUAUCGGUGCUGAGAGCAGCAAAAGUUCUUCCUGUUUACAGCUUUCGACUGGAAAUGACUCAAGCGAGGCAGCAGCCUCGUACCGGUGAAUGGUGGCAGACUGAGAUCAGGCGGAGCGGAGUCCAGGUUAUAAUAAUUUACUACAUUUGGUAGAAGAUCGUUCUCCAGAUAUGGAAGAAGAUACUAGUCCUCUUCUGGUCCCUGUUGGAGGUGAUGAAAAUGACAUUGGGGCCCUCAAUAUUCAGUUUAACCCAGAAGACUUUAAAUACAAAAGGCCAUUCCAUAUAGAACCUACAAAUAUUGUUACUGUGAAUGAUGAUAUGCAGAGAAUUACAGAUGAAGCUUCAGCAAUGAAUAAGCGGAUUCAUUACUACAGCAGGCUUGCUUCGCCCUCAGAUAGAGCACUGGUGGCUCCUGAUCACGUACUUCCUGCUCCAGAAGAAAUCUACGUGUAUAGUCCGUUAGGAACGGCUUACAAAAUAGAUGGUUGUACGGAUGGUUACGGCAAAAACUCAAGCAUAGUAACUAUAUUUAUGAUCUGGAAUACAAUGAUGGGUACAUCUAUAUUAAGUAUUCCCUGGGGAAUAAAACAGGCUGGAUUUACCUCUGGAAUUGUUAUUAUUUUGUUAAUGGGAGUAUUGACACUUUACUGUUGCUACAGAGUUGUGAAAUCGAGGACAAUGAUACCUUUAAUAGAUACCUCAACUUGGGAAUUCCCAGAUGUUUGCAAGUAUUACUUUGGAUCAUUCGGUCAAUGGUCUAGCCUUUUGUUUUCGUUGGUAUCCCUUAUUGGAGCCAUGGUGGUUUACUGGGUCCUCAUGUCCAAUUUCCUUUACAACACGGGGAUAUUUAUUUAUAAUUAUGCUCAUCAUAUUAAUGUAACGGAUAUUGUUCCUGGUACAAAUGGGAGCACUAAAGUAAUCUGCCCAGGUGAUGCAGGCAAGGAAGUACCAGGAAACAGAACCUGGACACUUUCUUCUACCGGUGAUUCAGGAUUUGAGGAAUUUGAACGGCUAUGGAGCAAAUCGAAAACUGUCCCUCUUUACUUGAGCAUCCUUGUUCUGCUAUUGAAUUUCAAGUCUCCCUCUUUCUUUGCCAAAUUCAACGUUUUAGGUACCGUUUCAGUCAUCUACCUAGUUAUCCUCGUUACUGUGAAAGCUGCUCUCUUGGGAUUCCAUUUAGAAUUUGACUGGUUUAAAUCAACCACAUAUUUUGUACCAGAGUUCAGGACUCUGUUUCCUCAGCUUACAGGGGUGCUGACUCUGGCCUUCUUUAUUCAUAAUUGUGUAAUUACACUGCUUAAGAACAACAAGAACCAGGAAAGCAAUGUCAGAGAUCUUUCCAUUGCCUAUUUUCUGGUGGGUUUAACUUACCUCUAUGUUGGGAUAUUAAUCUUUGCUGCCUUUCCAUCUCCACCAUUAUCUAAAGAAUGCAUAGAACAGAACUUUUUAGACAACUUCCCCAGUAAUGACAUCAUGUCAUUUCUGGCAAGAAUAUUCCUGCUGUUCCAGAUGGUGACUGUGUAUCCACUGCUUGGAUACUUGGCACGAGUUCAGCUAUUUGGACACCUCUUUGGAAAUGUUUACCCGAGUUUCCUACACGUGCUGGUUUUGAAUAUAGCCAUGGUAGGAGUUGGAGUCGCGAUGGCUAUAUUUUACCCAAACAUAGGAGGAAUCAUAAGGUAUUCUGGAGCAGCUUGCGGCUUGGCCUUUGUAUUUGUGUAUCCAUCGCUCAUCUACAUGAUCUCUUUGCAUCGGGAAAAUCGUCUGACGUGGUUGGCUAUAGUUGUCCAUAGUACGAUAAUCCUUCUGGGAGUGGCUAACUUAAUUGCACAGUUCCUAAUGUGAACAUAAAUCUUAAGGUCAGUUUCUUUUUCAAGAGAAGAUUAGGUUACCAUGAGCAACAGCAUUAUAAAAGCUGUGGACUGCCUAUCUGUGGGGGCCGAAUUCUUCCAAAGAAAAGCUGUAUUUUAAAACAAAACGUCUCUUCAAGAAAUGGAUGGUAUACAUUGGAACACAUAGUACAGCAUGGCAAACUGAACAGCCCUAGUGAAUUUCUGAUGAAACAUCAAGUAGAAGUGCAAUUGGGAUUAAUUAAGCUUAAGUUCUUCGGUAAAUGCAUAUAUUUUUUUCAAAGGGAAAAAGGCACAUGAUAAACUUUAUAUAUAGAAACUGUUGGUUGACUUUUCUUGCAGCAUAAUAGAAUUAAGGGACUCUGCUGAUCAUAAAAAUUAUAUAUCAUAUUUCACACAGUGGUGACAUCAGUAUUAUAUGUCGAAACAAGUGGUUUGAAAUCCUUUGCAAGUGAAAUGUAGCACAGAUCAAAUUGAAGUACACAACUUUUUAAAAAGCUGUAACUGUUGCCUUUUAGAAAAUGUAAUGUACAUGGUUCUUGAAAAUGGACUGUUGCUGUACUAUACCUGGAUAUGCAUAAGAAUUCUUUUUUUGAUGUUUCAAGGCAAGUAGAAAUAUGUUUUACCUUUCCAACCUGGAAGGGAUUAUUUGUAAAACUCUCUAGUGUUUGUGAUUAGUACUUGAAGGCUGUUUCUAGGAAAGUUGACCUUUUUGAGCCAAAAUCUGGGAGGGGAUGGUAAGAUUGGCAUGCAUGCAUGCACAAAGAUUGGUCACAAUGCUUUUCAUACAUUUCCAGCCACAGUUCAGAGAACUAGUUUGACUUUUUAAAAACCUGUGCAAUCCAAUAGUUACCAUCAAGAGAUCUGCUGGCAGAAUGGCCACUGCACCCCCAGUUUGCUCAGCCCAGUAGGGGAGGAAGUAAAUACAGAAGAAGAAUCUAUAUGAAAACAAUUGAAAGCGGCAUACACAGUUGUACCAAUCCCAGAAGCCUAACUGCAGCCUACACUACCACUUGCAGGCUUCCUAUACUCAGAGGCUGCCAAAGAACCUGCAGUGAUCAGGGUGGAUGUCAUCAGCCUGCCUCCCAGCAUCACAGCACUCAACACCAGAAGGCACCUACUCCAGUAGCCCUAGUGACUCAUUGCCUAAGGCACGGGUUUGGGAAGCAGGAGAUGGGAGUUUGAGCCUCAACAGGAGCUGACAUUCCCCUGUUCACCUCUUGCACACCUGGGGUGGGGUGGGGAGAACCAAAGCAAAUGUCAGGGGCAAAAGAGAGGGAGCUGUUGUGCAAGGAGCUGGGCACUCCGCUCACCCUUCUAAUAGUGGCUAACGGGGAGGGAGCCCCAUACAGCUGCUGCACAGUCCAGCUACUGGAUUCCUCUGCUGAAGUGCCCUGAGACGCUUAUGCACCUUGUCCUGCUGUCCAGAUGAUCAGCCCAGGGUGGGCAGGCUCCUAGGAGCCAGAGCGAAGAGGCACAAUUUUUGUACCUCCUGGACCUGCACCCCCAGCGGGGGCCAAUCUAACCAACCCCUGCCUGGGGACAACCCUAUUCUAGGAAGGGGGAAAAGGCCUAGCCUACCGUAUCUCAACCAAUCACUAAGAGUGUUGCAUGAGCCAAUAGCCUGCUCCUAGAUGGGCCAACCAGCCUUUCUAGCCCACCCUCAGCAAGCCAUGUGACUAAUCCACUCUCAACACAUGAUGGCUGAAUAGGAAAGCCAUGCCAGGUAACAUCCCAGCGGAACUCUUCCUCUUCAUACAAAGUUUGGGGAAUGAAAGAGUCUCUACCCCAAUAGCCCAUGCCCUCCCCAAGUCCCAGCCUGAGACCAGCUGAUGCCAAGGUGAAUUGCUUCCUAAACAGGGUCUCUUCCCCCCCUCUAUCUCUUGAGGCUCUUCUAUAUUGACUAUUGAUAGACGGUGAGAUGGGAGGGGUAGUUGUGCCUGGCAACCAACCAGAAAGGACCUUGUACUUUUCUCUGUUCCUCUACUGUGGGGCAGAAUGGCUGGCAGCUGACAACCUUCACUGCCAAGAAGAGAUGCUGAUGAAGGCCACUAACGACAGAUAGCUUUAGGACGGGAUACAAAUUAAUGGAGAGAGAGAGAGAGAGAGAGAGAGAGAGGCUCUUUGUCAUGGUGACUACAUGCAACUUUCAGGUUCAGAGGAAGUAUGCUUCCAAAUUAACUGCUGGAGGGUAGGAGCAGGAGAGAACUGUUGUACUCCUGUUCUGCUCAUGGGGCUCCCAGAGGCCCUGAUGUGGCCACAUUGGAGAACAGAAUGCUGAUAAUCUUUUGGUUCUGAUCCAACAGGACUCCGUUUAUGAUUAUCUUAUACUCUUAACAGUAGCAAGGUGUGCUCAAAGUAACAAGAGUUGGCUGCAGUUAUACUUCAUAUCUAGAUUCCUCUUUCACAAAAUCCAUUAUUUAAAGGACUCUGCUGGCGGAGGCCUUGUUAGUUUCAAUAGACUCUACACCAGUGUGACGUUUUCAGGGUCCACAUGCCUGUCUUCUGGAGUAAAUGUCGAUGUGAUUAUUUUUUUUCCAUAAGAUCCGGACUUUUUAAAGUGUGCUUAUGUUGGACACUUGUUGUGACAUGAUAGCAUUGAUGCACAUCCUGGAAAAGUUCCAAGAUUUCCUAGAUCAGGAAAUUCCCUAAAGUUGGGAAACUGCUUUUGUCACCACUCUAUCCUCUAUCUAUGCACUCUAUUUAAACAUAAUAGAACUCACAUAUACGUAGGUGGAAACUAGGGACAGAAGGUGUCUGAACAAGUGCCAGGUGUGUGUUUUUUUGCUGGCACAAUCUGCUGUGCUGCGCUCAGGAGGCAGUUGCUGCAACCUGGGACCUGAUUUUCCUCUAGUCCUCAAGGAGGCCUUCAAUUGAAGCCGGGAGCAAAUUAGCCAGAUUAUUGCAUAGCCUUGUAUGCACUAAUCCAGGAUUCUUAGGCAUUGCCAACAGAUGGAGACAAACUCCCUAGUGCAGGCAUCCCCAAACUCUGCCCUCCCAGCUAUUUUGGGACUACGAUUCCCAUCAGCCCUGACCACUGGUCCUAUUAGCUAGGGGUGAUGGGAAUUGUAGUCCCAAAACAGCUGGGGAGGCCAAGUUUGGGGAUGCCUGCCAUAGUGCCACUGCCGUUUGGUUCCUUGGUUUGGCAUUGGUGUCUCUUCAAAGAAAUGACAUGAAACAAGAAUAUGAGAAACUGUAAAGAAACAGACAAUAAAAUAAACUGGUGCUAUUUUAAUGGUUUAAAAGUGUACUUUUAUCUUGUGUGCAGAAUACAGUUUUGAUUUAUGUCAUGUAGAAUGGAAGAUGGAUAACUUGCACCCUGUUGUUACAUGUGCCAGCAAAAGAUAAGAAUACCUGGGUGGUCAUGUGUACUUUGCCAUUGUUGGAACACAUUUUACGCAUGUGCGUUUUGAGAAGUUUGGUUUGCUAAGCUACAAAAAUUAAUAAUGAGGUUCUGUCUCUUGAGAACUGUACUGAAGUCUCAGCACAGCUGGGACAAACCAUAAUUAAAGGUUAUCAGAUUUUG